Ilex paraguariensis (yerba mate) is the source of this 2026-nucleotide messenger RNA. The record is from the annotation of a GenBank genome assembly. NCBI's taxonomy places the organism in Eukaryota, Viridiplantae, Streptophyta, Magnoliopsida, Aquifoliales, Aquifoliaceae.
GGCAUCAUCAGACCGUGGAAUAAUCGAAGUGAACACACAAACACUCUCUCUCUCUCUCUCUCUCACACGAGCGAGGUAGCUUUCUAUAUAUUCCAUGGCGGCCACUACUAAUUUGAAAGUUAUCUUUUUUUAUUCUUUUCCGCUUUGAUAUCAGGGAAAUCUUUCUUUCUUUUUGAUUCUGGAGAAAAUCAAACUCCUUGCAUCUUUUACAGUUUCAUCAAUCUAUCCGAAGCCAGCCAAAAUCCCAUCUUAGAGAAAGAAUCUCUCUCUCUCUCUGGAAAAGCUUUUGGGGUCCUUUCGUGAAAGAAAUAAAGGACCCCACAUGCAGCAUAAACCCCUCGCAAACCAUUCAAACCACUGAAAAAUCUCAACCGGGUUUGGUAAAAGCUUCCUUGAUGAUGAACAGCUAACAUUUUGCUGAAUGGGUUGGCUUAGCAAUUUUUUUAAAGGUUCAAGCCACGAAAAUUCAGAAGGGCAAUAUGAUUGGAGAUAUGGAGCUGAAACGAUCAGGAAUCAUCCUUCUAAUUCAUUGGAUGAAUGGUCCGAGAUUGAAGAUAUAGAUCACGCAAUUGCAAUAUCCGUUUUAGAGGAUCAGAAAAGGGAAGAAGUGAUUGAUAACGAGUACCAAUUGGAAGAGGAUGAGCAAUUUGCCAGAGCUCUACAAGAAAGCUUGAAUUUUGAGACUUCACCACCCCGACAUGAAAAUGAAAAUGAAAGCGGAAGCGGAAGCGGAAAUGGAAAUGGACUCAUUCUUCAGCCUAUACCUUUCCCCUAUUCAACAGGAUUCAGGGUCAGUGGUAAUGUAUUUCCAUUGUCUUGGAAUGAUGUUUGUGGCAAAUCAGUUAUAGGUUUCACUCUUGGUAACUUCAACAGAGAAGAUGUCCAUACAAUACUUUAUCUUAUAGUUUCAUUUCACUUUUUUGGUAGGAUAUGUGCAGGUUGUAACUCUGGUAUCGGUCAUGGACGAUUUUUAAGUUGCAUGGGUGCAGUUUGGCAUCCAGAAUGUUUCCGAUGCCAUGCUUGCAACCAACCUAUAUCUGAUUACGAGUUCUCUAUGUCUGGAAACUAUCCUUAUCACAAAUCUUGCUACAAGGUGUAUUAUCUCCCAAAAUGUGACGUUUGCAAGCACUUUAUUCCAACAAAUGCAGCUGGUCUUAUUGAAUAUAGGGCACAUCGUUUUUGGUCCCAGAAAUACUGCCCUUUUCAUGAGCAUGAUGGAACUCCUCGGUGCUGCAGCUGUGAGCGGAUGGAGCCACAGGACACAGGGUAUGUUGCCCUUGAUGAUGGUCGGAAGCUCUGUCUGGAGUGCCUGGACUCAGCAAUCAUGGAUACCAAUGAGUGUCAACCCCUUUAUCUUGAUAUACAAGAAUUUUACGAAGGUUUAAAUAUGAAAGUCAAACAGCAAGUUCCAUUACUCUUGGUGGAGAGGCAAGCAUUAAAUGAAGCCAUGGAUGGAGAGAGGAAUGGCCAUCAUCACAUGCCUGAAACCAGAGGCCUUUGUCUUUCGGAGGAACAAACUGUCAGCACUAUUUUGAGGCGGCCAAGGAUAGGGGCUGGAAAUCGAGUCGUAGGCAUGAGAACAGAGCCGUAUAAGCUGACGCGGCGGUGUGAGGUGACUGCAAUUCUCAUUUUAUAUGGCCUUCCUAGGUUGCUGACUGGAUCAAUCCUGGCUCAUGAGAUGAUGCAUGCCUGGCUGCGUCUUACAGGUUAUCGAACAUUGAGCCUAGAUGUUGAAGAAGGUAUCUGUCAGGUGCUAGCUCACAUGUGGUUAGAAUCCCAGAUAAUGUCUUUAUCGGGGAGUAACGUUCCAUCAACCUCAUCAUCCUCUUAUGCUUUCACAUCAUCAACACACAGUGCAAGAUCUCCAUUUGACAGGAAGCUGGGGGAGUUUUUCAAGCACCAAAUCGAAACAGAUAUUUCACCGGUGUAUGGAAACGGAUUCAGAGCUGGUAAACAUGCAACACUUAAGUAUGGACUUGAAAUGACCUUGGACCAUAUUCGGAUGACCGGGACAUUCCCUUAUUGA